Molecule: messenger RNA, 4529 nt
Organism: Manis pentadactyla (Chinese pangolin)
Lineage: Eukaryota; Metazoa; Chordata; Mammalia; Pholidota; Manidae
Gene: GREM1
Product: gremlin 1, DAN family BMP antagonist
Exons: 2
Coding region: 141-695 (184 amino acids)
Biological process (GO): animal organ morphogenesis
Molecular function (GO): BMP binding; receptor ligand activity
Source: RefSeq, a predicted model, not a curated record
GCUGACCGGGCGACCCAGUGCGCCACGAGAGCUUUACUCUCCGUCCGGCUGACCCCUCAGAGCCCGGCCGGCUCGGGCCGCGGCCGCACACCGAGCCACGCGUCGAGAGCGCAGGCCCCUAACACCGCCGCACUGACAGCAUGAGCCGCACCGCCUACACGGUGGGAGCCCUGCUGCUCCUCUUGGGGACCCUGCUGCCCACCGCUGAAGGGAAAAAGAAAGGGUCCCAAGGUGCCAUCCCCCCGCCAGACAAGGCCCAGCACAAUGACUCCGAGCAGACUCAGUCUCCCCAGCAGCCGGGCUCCAGGAACCGUGGGCGGGGCCAAGGGCGUGGCACUGCCAUGCCAGGCGAGGAGGUGCUGGAGUCCAGCCAGGAGGCCCUGCAUGUGACCGAGCGCAAAUACCUGAAGCGAGACUGGUGCAAAACCCAGCCGCUUAAGCAGACCAUCCACGAGGAGGGCUGCAACAGCCGCACCAUCAUCAACCGCUUCUGCUAUGGCCAGUGCAACUCCUUCUACAUCCCCAGGCACAUCCGGAAGGAGGAAGGCUCCUUCCAGUCCUGCUCUUUCUGCAAGCCCAAGAAAUUCACCACCAUGAUGGUCACGCUCAACUGUCCAGAGCUACAGCCACCCACCAAGAAGAAGAGGGUCACGCGUGUGAAGCAGUGUCGCUGUAUAUCCAUCGAUUUGGAUUAAGCCAGGUACACCCAGCCUGUCCUAGGGAUUGCAGCCCCAGGCGGGCCCGAGCCACACCUAAAACAACCUGACUCUUACUUGGCUUAACCCUAGAAGAAGCACCAGCUGCCCCCCAACAGGAGCCUGCUAGUGUGUAGUUUGCGUGCUUGAGUGUGCACGGUGUGUGUGGUUGCAGACUCCAGAGGAAGCACGGUCUCUGCUGAAGGGCACUUCUAGUGUGUAAAUGCACGCAUGUCCAUGGGGAUGGCACAGAAAGCCCACACCAGCUGAGGCACUUGGAAGGGGCAGGGCUGUUGUCUGGCUCUCCUCUCUUCUAUGUGCCCACCUGGGGAUGAGAACCUCCCCGCUGAAAGAAUGUUAAUGCACGAGGUUACUCUGUGGGCAAAAGACCUAUUUUAGUGCUGCCUGAGACUUGGAAAAGGCAUUUCAACCUGUGCUUACUUCCUCCCUUCCACAGCCCAUCCCUCCUUAGGAUCUCAGUGACUAUUUCAGUCCAAUUCCCCUUCUGCUAAGGGUUCUAAAGUAACGCGCUUAACCACAGAGGUAAAUGUUUCCUAUUUGGGGAAGACCCUCCGGACUCUGGGGGAGGCUGGUGUGGGCAAGGGCAAGAAGGAGGGGCGUGAGAGAAGGGUCAGUGGGACUGGGGGUGAGGACCCGUGGGGCCCAGCAAAUUCAGUAGGGACAUGUGCAGGGUCUUGAAAGGAGAUUUCUGAAACACAGUGAGAACCCUGCUGUAGCGUGGUUUUUUCCUGGUGUUUAACAGAACCCAAGUGAACAGAGGAGAAAUGAGACCGCCACAAAAUCAUUAACUUUGGCUGUCACUGUGAUCAGAAGCCAGCUGUAACCCAAUACAGGCAUACGCUGUUUGAUUGCACUUCCCAGAUAAUGUGUUUUUUACAAAUUGAAUGUUUGUGGCAACCUUGUGUUGAGCAAGUCUAUCAAUGCCAUUUUCCCAACAGCCUGCACUCACUUUGUACCUCUGUGUCAUAUUUUGGCAUAAUAUUUUAAACUUCUUCAUUAUUAAUAGAUGUGUUCUGGGGAUCUGUGAUCCAUGAUCAUGACUUGCUGAAAGCUCAAAUGAUGGUUAGCAUUUUUUAGCAAUAAAAUCUAUUUUAGUUAAGAGAUGUACAUUGUUUUGUUAGACAUAAUUCUGUUGCACACUUAAUAGACUACAGCAUAGUGUAAACAUAACUUUUAUAUGCACUGAAAAACCAAAAAAUUCAUUCGACUCACUUUAUUGUGAUUUUCGCUUUACUGCAGUGGUCUGGAACUGAACCCAAAAUAUCUCCAAGGUAUGCCUGCACCAAACUUAAAACAUAAACAUUGACCCUCUUAUUCUCAGAACCGAGUGAGUGAGGGAAACCAUACAGCUCCUCCUGCUUGGCCCUCAGGGGGACAGUCAGUGUGUUCGGAGCUUCCUGUGAAGGGAUAGGAAGAGAACAAAGACCUCAUAAGCAGAAGACCCUAAUAUCUUUCCUUUUGCUUGGUUAUAAUCACCUCUUCCUUAGGUCAUUAUUUCUAUGUGAUGCUUCUGAGAGCCGCAGCCCUAUGUUAUAAAAAUUCUGCCUCUGCUGAGUGUACCUGUCAGUGAACAACCAGGUUUAGGGCUAGCUCCAUUUUUAUUAGAAGUAUAUUUUGGGUCAUUUCAUCUUAACCAUUGCUCAGAGAUUGAGCUGGAGAGCAGAAAAGAGUAAAGAAAUGAAGGAGAUUGUCUCUGGUUCAGGAAGAGUUUAAUGCCUGGGAGGAUAAGUAAGGGAUAUAACCUCCCCAUCUUCCUUUGCUGUCUGAGGGUCUAAUGGGGAACCCCAGUUAAGAAAUCAGGGACCUUGGGUAAUUUAAAUGUCUCUCUUCUAGUGGGUCUCAAGUGAUAUCAUAAGUAUUCAGAACCUACUGGUAGAGGCAUCCUCUGACUAAACCUGGGCUACUCCCAAAGCUUAGUUUGCAUUUAUCUAAUGGCCAAAGUGCAGGAUGGGUGAACCUUACUGCAUUUUGGAUUUGGCUAACCUGUUUUAUAUGUAACCCACCCCCACCCGUCCCCCUCUUUUUACCAUGUAUCUUCUCAGCCUCAUGAGCCAAGCCACAUGUACCAUGGGAAACAAAUGCCAUCAAUUUGCAUUUCAGUUUCCCACCAAGGCUCCAGCAUUCAAAGAACCAUUGCAACUAAAGGGGCUGUUUUUAUUUUAUUUUUGUUUUGGUCCGGGGCUCUCCGUCAAACAACUUAAACAGGAACCAUACUUUGAGGCAGAAGUCCUCAUGAACACCCAAAAUAUCGGGUCUAAUUUUAAAACAUUUAAACUCACUACUGAUGAUUCUAUACUAGGUGAAUUUGUGGGAACACAUAGUCUGUGCAUUUCAUAUACACUGUAUGCCCCACCCUAAGUCUUUCUAUCAUGCACAUCCUCCAACAAUAAGGCACAGAAUGGAGUUAAUUAAACACGCAAAUGCUAAGCCAGAUUUUAAGGGUGAGGGAAAGGAAAAGAAAGGGGAAGGAGCUGAAAAUCUAAAACCACACCAGAGAGGAAAAAUGACAUUCAGAACUAGCAGACACUGAAUUUCUCUUGUUGUUUUAACUCUGCCACAAGCAUGCAAUUUUGUUAAAAUGAGAUGACUUAAGUUGGCAACGGUAAUCUCCUUUUAGUAGCUUGUACCACAGUCUUGCAUGUAAGUCAGAUUUGGCUUAAGUAAAGAGAAUUUCCUCAAAAUGAACUUCACUGGGAUAAUCAGCAGCAAACUACCCUAAAAACACAGCACUAGCCAAAGAGGGAAAUGUCUGCUUUUCUUACUGUGCCUAUAUUAAGACUAGAGUGAGUAUGGUGUGUCUUCCAAUGUUUAUUGAAAGUGCCAUGUCUGUUACAUAUUGUAUUGGAAUCACUGAUGAUGUAAUAUGUUUUUUUCAUUAUUAUAUUAGAAUUCUUUUUAUGGCAAAAUAUUUGUGAUCUCGAUCUUUCCAAUUAAAAUAACACCAGACACCAAAUAUGAAUUUCAUGAUGUAUGCUUUGUGCUUGGCAUUAAAAGAGAUAAACACACAUCCUGCAAGUCUAUAAGUUGUUUUUUGUUAUUGUAGUUCUUCAAAGUUAAAAAUGUAAGUGAAAAAUCUGGAGGAAAAGAUAAUUUCCACUGUGUGGAAUGUGAAUAGUUAAAACAAAAAGUUAUGGUUAUUUAAUGUAAUUAUUAAUUCAAAUCCUUUGGUCACUGUGAUUUCAAGCAUUUUUUUUUUUCUCCAUUCUUUGACUUCCUCUGAGUUGAGCAAAAAAGAAACUGGCACAUUGUACGUUGUUGAAGGCCUUUAUCAGGUCAGAGGGAAACAAUAAAAUCUUGGCACAUCUGAACGUGCAUUACAGAGUCAAGACCUAAGCUUUUAUUUUUUUAAUUGAAUGUUCCUUAAAGGUUAACAUUUCUGAGGCAAUAUUAAGAAAGAUUUUAAAUGUUAUUUUGGAAGACUUAUGAUGUGUGUAUACAAAUAGUAGAUAAUAAUGAAUAGUCACAAGUCCUUUUAAGGAGAAAAUCUAAAAUGAAAAAUGUAUGUACAGAACAUUUGUAAAUGACUAGUUAAUUGAGUGAAAGUAGUUCUAUUGAUUUGUCAUUCUCAAGAUAUUUAAUAUCAACUGCAUUAUGUACUAUGUCUGCUUUAAUCAUUUAAAAACAGAGGAUUAUAUAGACAAUGACUGUGGUACUUUGCUGUGUAUGAGGAAAAAGGGGUUUGAUAGUCUCGCCUAAAAACUAAUUUGGUUUAAAGCAAAGUUUUAUGAAUCUGUAACUAGAACUUAAUUUCACCUAAUUUUGUUCUAUAUGACCUUUCCCAAAGAGUAACCAAUAAAUUGAACCUCUGUUCUU